This is a messenger RNA of Heteronotia binoei (common prickly gecko), 3025 nucleotides long. RefSeq names its product hyaluronidase 1 (gene HYAL1). Gene Ontology annotation, biological process: hyaluronan catabolic process; carbohydrate metabolic process. The transcript has 4 exons. Bases 1121 to 2449 code for a protein of 442 amino acids. Gene Ontology annotation, molecular function: hyalurononglucosaminidase activity. NCBI's taxonomy places the organism in Eukaryota, Metazoa, Chordata, Lepidosauria, Squamata, Gekkonidae. The record is from RefSeq and is a predicted model, not a curated record.
GGGAUUUGUUCUCCCUCCCCCCGUGUUUUUGGCCAGCUGCUUUCCUAAUGAGCUACAAACCGAGGCGGGAGGAAUGUGCGGGGCUUGUGCUGCCAUCUGCCGAGCAAUACCCCACGCGAGGCCUCGAUCUCUUAAAAUCGAUGGACCCCGAAAGCGGCAUCCAGAACAGAGAUAAUUAAAGCAGGAGGCGAUUAUCCCCGAUCGCCCCUUUGAUACCUGCACAGUGAGAAGGCGCUGCCUUUGAGCUAGAUGGCGUUAGAUAACCUCCGUUUAGAGGCUUCACUCCGGGUAGCCAAUGGCUCCUUGCGGAAACAAGUAAACUGUAUAUCUGAAAGCCAGACUUUCUAGAGAGGAGUGCCCAGCCCCGACACUCACGCCACCCUGGCUUCUUUCUCUUUAUCAGCGGGGCACUUAGAAUUUGGAAAUAUUUCUAAUGCGUCUUCACACCCCCCCCCCCCCCUUAGCCCGAUUCCUUAACUCUCUACACUUUAGGAUGCGUGAACACGGAUUAUGUUGGCAAUCCACCCAUCCCAUGUUGGAAUGGAAGUGACGUCUCCACUCCGUUCCCAUAGGCCAGAAGCUUGGAAAAGGGGCGGUGUUGGGACAAAUUCCGCUUUCCCAGGAGCCGGACAUCAGUCUCUUAAGGUCAUUCAUUUGGAAUCAGUACAGCAUGACAUACCUGUGAUCUGUCAGAAGAAAAAGGACUUUACUUGGAGGAAUUACCAAAUCUUGUUCUGAAGAAAGUGCAAAAGCAAAGGGGCACAGUCACUGAAACAGCUACAAUUAAAGGCUAGUGUCAGUAUUGUCUUCUUGACAUCCUUGAAGAAUUCAGCAGUUGCUGUUUGUUGCUUGCUUUAACACAGGAAGUAUAUGGAAAUAGAAGAGAAGGAGUAAGCAAGAAUUUGUAAUCUCCUUUGUCACAGCUUCCUCAUCUUAGAGGUGAGUUAAAGAAGGGAACUGCUGAGUCGUUCUCUUUUUCUUUCCCCUUUGUUCACUUCCACGUAUGCUGGAAUUGGAGUAGUCUUCUGCUUUCAUAAUUCUGCCAGAAGCAGAUGGUUUUGAAGGGAGCGAAACAGCAGCACUCUUUCCAGGUAUUUCAGUAAAUACGUCAUUAGAGGUUAUGAAUAUGGCAUGUUUAACCGUUUGGGUGUGCUUGUUGAAUAUUUUCACAAUGGCUUGGACCCAUGGAAUAGCUAGAGGAGGCCACUUGCUCGAGGAUCUCCCAUUUCUCACUGUCUGGAAUGCUCCAAGUCAAGAAUGCCAAGAGAAAUACAACGUGUCUCUCAACUUAAGGAUUUUUGAUGUGGUUGUAAACCGGAAUGAAUCAUUCUUGGGCAAGCAAAUGACCCUUUUCUACAGCAACAGGUUAGGAUAUUAUCCAUAUUAUACCAAGAAUGGAACUGUAGUUUAUGGGGGUGUUCCACAGAAUGCCAGUCUAGAACAUCAUCUCUGGAAGGCUCAGCAAGACAUUAAAAAAACUAUCUUAGAGACCAGCUUCAAAGGCCUGGCAGUAAUUGACUGGGAGAGUUGGCGUCCGUUGUGGGUUCGGAACUGGGGCUCCAUGGAAAUCUAUAAGAAUAAAUCUAUGGAUCUGGUGAAGGGUCUGCACCCAGACUGGUCCACUGACAAAGUAGCUAAGAAAGCCCAGCUGGAAUUUGAGCAAAGUAGCCAGGCGUUCAUGGAGCAGACUUUGGUACUUGGCAAAACUUUAAGGCCUGGGGGUUUCUGGGGAUUCUAUGGCUUCCCAAACUGCUAUAACUAUGAAAACAAACAGGACAAUUACACAGCAGAAUGUCCAGAGAUUGAGAAGCAGAGAAAUGAAAAACUGCAGUGGCUCUGGAACCAGAGUUUGGCUCUCUAUCCAAGCAUUUAUCUCCCCAAGGAGAUUAGACUUCUCAACAAAAGUCUGGAAUUUGUCCGUCAUCGAGUCCAGGAAGCAUUCAGGAUGGUGAACCAGACAAGGAAUGGCAGCAUUCCAGUGUUACCUUAUGCUUCCAUUAUAUAUGAGCAUACCCAGAUGGCUUUCCUGUCACAGGAGGACUUGGUCCACACUAUUGGAGAGAGUGCUUCCCAAGGUGCUGCUGGGGUCAUCUUGUGGGGGAGUGAUAAUUACAGCUGCUCACAGGAAGCUUGUCUUCAUGUGAAGAAGUAUAUGGAUACUGUCCUUGGUCACUACAUUAUAAAUGUCACCAGCAGUGCCAGGCUUUGCAGCCAGAUAUUGUGUUUCAGUCAUGGACGCUGCAUGCGGCAAGACAGUCACCCGGAAGCUUUUCUGCACCUCAGUCCUACCAGCUUUACUAUUGAGAGGCAUCCCACAGAGCCACGCUUAAUUGUGACUGGUCGCAUGCCAGAAGAGGAACAAGUGAAGAUGGCAGAAGAAUUUAGAUGCCGAUGUUAUAGUGGCUGGGAUGGCCCACAAUGCAACAAGAAGUCAUCUCGGAAUCAGUGAUACUCCACCUAGAAUAUAAAUUCCAUGGGGGCUCAUACAUGCAGGUAUUUGCAUACUUUUUCAGAAAGAAAAGUACUUUCCUACAGGACAUAUACUUAUUUUAUCAUGAGCAGCACAUGUAACAAGCAUAUAGCACAUCAGUCUUGUCACAUUAGCUGCCUAUACCUUCCAGUCAACAUGUGAGCAUUCAUACACACAUAGGUGUGCUUAGUACAGAUGCACACUUGGCUUUCUCCUAAACACUACUUUCCACUCACAAGCUAUACAGAGAGAGAGAGAGAGAGAGAGAGAGAGAGAAGUGAUAGCUUUUUUACAAUACUCUACCCACACCUAAAACAUACUACAUGGAAAAUAUAAAGCAAUCAUCUAUACUUGUGUUUGUAAUUACAUAAUCUAGUAAAUGUUGCUUGCAGUUUGUAUUUAGCUAUGAACUUGGCUUCCACUGCAAAGUUCCACAACCACCUAGUCUAUUGUGUGUGUGAUUUUCUAGCUGGCUCCUAGUCUGUUAAAGCUAUUAUGAGAUGCAAAACUGUCCUGUUCUCGGGCUUUUAAAUAAAUUGAGAUGUCUUGGUUUGA